AUGGGUUCAGUAACGGAGACGCAGCACUAUGACAUUCCUACCCACUGUAAAGCGGGCGUCGUUGUCAAUGAGGGACCGGGCUUUCACGUCGAGGUACAAAUGGUACCUGUUCCCGAGCCAGGACCCGACGAUAUCUUGAUUCGACUCAACUUCACGGGACUCUGCUCAUCGGAUAUCCAUAUGAUGCAGGGCGACUUGGGUAAUCCUCCCAUGUCUUUCUUCGGCGUUCGGUCCCCGGGUCAUGAAGGGGCUGGAAUUGUUGUCAAAGUCGGCGCGAAUGUGAAGAACUUUAAGCUUGGUGAUAGAGCCGGGAUUAAGCCACUCACUGAUACGUGUGGAUCUUGCCAUUUGUGCUGGGAUGAUAAGGAGACAUACUGCAAGACGGCGAUUCAUACUGGUUUGAUGACUGCUGGUACAUACCAGCAAUAUCUAGUUUCUCCCGCACGAUACGCAUCGCCAAUCCCCGAUGGUGUCCCUGAUGAAAUCGCCGCACCGAUUAUGUGCAGCGCAAGCACAAUCUACCGGUCGCUCCUUGAAUCCAAUCUAAAAUCAGGAUCUUGGGUAGUAUUCCCCGGUGGCGGAGGUGGUGUCGGUAUCCAAGGCGUACAACUAGCCAAGGCCAUGGGCAUGCGUCCCAUCGUCGUGGACACCGGAAAUGAGAAACGCGACCUAUCAAUCAAAAUGGGCGCAGAGGCAUUCGUCGAUUUCAAGGAGGAAGAGGAUCCUGCUAAGGCUGUUAUCAAGGUCGCGGAUGGAAUUGGUGUGCACGGCGUCUUUGUAACGGCUCCAGCUGCGUAUAAGACGGCGGUUACGUUUGUUGGUGAUCGGGUUGGAUCUAUGGUGAUGUGUAUUGGACUUCCUGCGGUUGGGUCUGUAGUUCUGGGAACGGAUCCUUGCGAGUAUAUUUUCAAGAAUCUUAGCAUCAAGGGGACCUUGGUGGGUAGUCGGAGGGAUACUGCGGUGGCUUUGGAUUUUGCUCGACGUGGGAUGCUUCAACAGAUUAGUGAGGUGUACCCACUGAAUAGGCUUCCUGAGGCGGUUGAAAAGCUCCGUAAGGGGCAGGUUGCGGGGCGAAUUGUGGUCAAUUUCAAUUGGGAAGAGUGA
Penicillium subrubescens is the source of this 1104-nucleotide messenger RNA. Its product is annotated as zinc-dependent alcohol dehydrogenase. Gene Ontology annotation, molecular function: oxidoreductase activity; zinc ion binding. The transcript is spliced from 3 exons. The record is from RefSeq and is a predicted model, not a curated record. Lineage: Eukaryota; Fungi; Ascomycota; Eurotiomycetes; Eurotiales; Aspergillaceae. The coding region runs from base 1 to 1104 and encodes 367 amino acids.